AUGACAGUUAAAGCUGGCUCUCUACCCUACGAGUCCUCUUGGUACAAUGACUCUGCGCGCUACGAGUACCUCCGGAGCGAUCUCUUCUGGACACUCGCAGCCUUCAUCUUCGUCAAUUGCUGGUGGUCCGCCAAACAAGUCGACUCCUUCGACACAACACCUUCUGAGCAACCAACUAAACCGUCAAGAUUCUGGCUCAAAUAUCGCAUCACUUCACGCCUUUCCAAAUACAUCGUCUUUCUGCUCUGCAGCCUAAUCCUGCCAAUGCACCUCCUUCAUGGCUCUUGGGUUCUCAAGUCAGCGUGGCGAAUUACUUUUGGGCUGGUCAAUCGCACGUACCCUGCCAUGAAGCCGCGCAUCCUCGGGUUUCUCGUCUACUCGCCUCUCACUGCUAUCAUUCUACUUGGCUGGGCUGUUGUUUUGGGAUUUGGGAUUGUGAUUGUGGGAACGCAGGUUUUAUUGAUUUGCAGAUUAUGGGAGAUGACGCCUUUUGAUCUUUCUUAUGUGGAGGAGAUCAAGGACAAGGGUGAAGGAGAAGGGGAUUGGCAAGAGAUCAAACAAGAUGACAGCGAUUCAAAGAAGGAUAAGUAG
Molecule: messenger RNA, 591 nt
Organism: Fusarium coffeatum
Lineage: Eukaryota; Fungi; Ascomycota; Sordariomycetes; Hypocreales; Nectriaceae
Exons: 1
Coding region: 1-591 (196 amino acids)
Source: RefSeq, a predicted model, not a curated record